Molecule: messenger RNA, 2878 nt
Organism: Aureobasidium subglaciale EXF-2481
Lineage: Eukaryota; Fungi; Ascomycota; Dothideomycetes; Dothideales; Saccotheciaceae
Exons: 3
Coding region: 30-2696 (888 amino acids)
Biological process (GO): maturation of SSU-rRNA from tricistronic rRNA transcript (SSU-rRNA, 5.8S rRNA, LSU-rRNA); ribosomal small subunit assembly
Cellular component (GO): small-subunit processome; Pwp2p-containing subcomplex of 90S preribosome
Molecular function (GO): protein binding
Source: RefSeq, a predicted model, not a curated record
UUGGAAGUUGCGACCGAGACAUUGACAAGAUGAAGAUUGAUUUCAAGUUUUCCAACCUCCUCGGUACCGUGUACAGGCGAGGCAACCUCUGCUUCAGCCCGGAUGGCACAUGUCUGCUGUCGCCCGUCGGCAAUCGCGUUACUGUCUUUGACCUAGUCAACAACAAAUCGCAUACCCUCCCCUUCGCUCAUCGCCGCAACAUCUCCCGCCUCGCUUUGAAUCCCAAGGGUAACCUUCUCCUCACAGUCGACGAAGACGGCCAGGCUAUUCUCACCCACCUUCACCGUCGCGUAUCUCUAUACCACUUCUCCUUCAAAGGACCCGUCUCGUCACUUGUAUUCUCACCUUCUGGUCAACAUUUCGCUGUCGCUCUUGGUCGCAAGAUUGAAACUUGGAGGACGCCCUCCACUCCCUCGGAUACCCAGGAUGGCUCCCUCGAGUUUGCUCCUUUCGUAAAGCACAGGGAAUACGCCGGUCACUACGACACGAUACAAAGCAUUGAGUGGUCCAGCGAUUCACGUUUCUUCCUUACUGCUUCCAAGGACUUGACCGCUCGUAUCUGGAGUCUGGACCCCGAAGCUGGCUUCGAGCCCACCACUCUGGGCGGUCACAGACAAGGUGUUCAUGGCGCAUGGUUCUCGGCUGAUCAAGAGACGAUCUGGACCGUGUCGAAAGAUGGUGCUCUUUUCCAGUGGCAAUACCUGCCGCCUCGCAAUGCGCCCGAGGAUGAGAUGGACAUUGAGGAGAACUUCCGCUGGAGAAUCGCCGAGAGACACUACUUCAUGCAGAACGGUGCCACCCUGACAUGCGCCUCUUUCCACCCGGAAUCAAAUCUAUUGGUUGCUGGUUUCUCAAACGGUACCUUUGGUCUUUACGAGCUUCCCGACUUCAACCAGAUUCACAACCUUAGUAUCUCACAAAAUGAUGUCGACUUUGUUACCAUCAACAAGACUGGCGAGUGGCUUGCCUUUGGUGCUUCUCAACUUGGUCAGCUUCUGGUUUGGGAGUGGCAGUCCGAAUCAUAUAUUUUGAAGCAGCAGGGACAUUUCGAUUCGCUGAACAACCUCACAUAUUCGCCAUCUGGAGAUCGCAUCAUUACAUGUGCCGACGACGGAAAGAUCAAGGUCUGGGACGUCGCGUCUGGAUUCUGUAUCGUAACCUUCACAGAACACACUUCAGGAGUCACAGCGUGUGAAUUCGCAAAACGAGGAAAUGUCCUGUUCACGGCAUCUCUGGAUGGCUCGAUUCGUGCAUGGGAUCUGAUACGAUACCGAAAUUUCCGAACUUUCACCGCUCCUGAACGUCUCUCUUUUUCGUCCAUUGCUGUCGAUCCGUCAGGCGAAGUCGUGGCUGCUGGUUCUUUGGACAGCUUCGAUAUUCACAUCUGGUCCGUUCAGACUGGUCAACUGCUGGAUAAACUUUCUGGCCAUGAGGGUCCUGUCUCAACUUUGGCAUUUGCUCCUAAUGGCGGUGCUCUGGUGUCAGGCUCGUGGGAUCACACUGUUCGCAUCUGGUCAAUCUUCGCACGCACUCAGACCAGUGAGCCUCUCCAACUACAAGCAGACGUUCUGUGCGUCACCGUACGACCAGACUCAAAACAGAUCGCCGUCAGCACAUUGGACGGCCAAUUGACUUUCUGGUCGUUGUCAGAGGGAACGCAAGAAGCUGGCUUUGAUGGCCGUCGUGAUGUCUCUGGUGGACGUAAGCUUACUGACCGCCAGACUGCCGCCAAUGCAGCAGGCACAAAGUCAUUCAACAGCAUCAGCUACUCUGCAGAUGGCAGCGUUGUCGUCGCAUCAGGUAACAGCAAAUACAUCUGUCUCUACGACGUCAUGUCAGGAGUGUUGCUACACAAGUACACUGUCAGUGUCAACUUGUCACUCGAGGGAACACAAGAGUUCCUUAACUCCAAGAACCUCGGUGAAGGCGGCCCAGCAGGCAUGAUCGAUACAACAGGCGAUAACUCUGAUCUCGAGGACCGCAUGGACAACUCCCUCCCUGGCGCCAAGCGCGGUGAUGCAGCCUCUCGCCGCAUCGGCCCCGAGGUCCGCGUACCCGGCGUAAACUUCGCACCCACCGGCCGCUCGUUCUGCGCUGCAUCUACCGAAGGCCUCCUCGUCUACUCCCUCGACACAUCCAUCGCAUUCGAUCCCUUCGACCUCGACAUCGACAUCACCCCUCAAUCCACCAUUAAGACCCUCCAGAAGAAGCAGUACCUCAAGGCCUUGGUCAUGGCUUUCCGCCUCAACAACCCUAAACUCGUCGCCCGCAUACAACGCUCUGUCCCUGCUGCUGAUAUCCCCCUCAUCGUCGCCGAUCUCCCUGUCGUCUACCUCUCCCGCCUUCUCCGCCAUAUCGCCGUUCAGUCCGAUGCUUCCCCUCUGUUAGAACUCAACCUUCUCUGGCUUCAAGCACUACUCAAGUCUCACGGUUCAACACUCAAGAAGAACCAAGGCGAGUAUGCUGAAGUCACCCGUUUGGUCCAACGUGCUGUUGCUCGUAUCCAAAAGGAAAUCUUUAGUGUUGCUGAGAACAACGAGUUUAUGGUUGAGUAUUUACUUGCUCAGCCAGAACGCAAGCAACAAGAUGGACUUAAGAUGCUACAAAGCGUAGAGUCUGGCGCUGUCCAGGAAGUCGAGAUGGUUGACGAUGAUGACGAGGACGAUGGAGAAGGUUGGAUCGGUCUCGAAGAGUAAGAUGUGUUUCUCCUUUCUUUUUGAAUGUGGCAUAGUGGCAUACAUGGUGUUUUUCUUAAAAAUCUGGAUUGGCAUUGUUGUCGGUGGAGUUGUUCUGGUGCAGAUAUCCUGGCGUUCAAAUAGUGUAAAAGAUAAGAUCAUGUGCUCACUAUACAUCGAAUAUCGAUUCUAUUCUUCGACGG